AUGUCAGUGGGAAACACUGGAGCCAACCACACGUCGGUCGCCGGCGCCAAGGCCACUCCCACGUUUCGCCCAGCCCCCAACCGUUACCCAAGCGACGGCCUGAGCUCGUGUCCCGCCUCCCUACCCUGUUGCCAAUCGAAGGGGCGUUGCCCGGACGACGACUCCACCUCUUCCGGCCGCGAGCUCUAUUUCUACCCGGGCUGCUGUCGCCGCGGGAGCCAACGGUCCAUUGACCUCAACAAGCCAAUUGACAAGAGGAUUUAUAAGGGCACCCAGCCCACCUGCCACGACUUCAACCAGUUCACUGCUGCCACAGAGACCAUCUCCCUGCUGGUGGGAUUCUCAGCUGGUCAGGUGCAGUACCUGGAUCUCAUCAAGAAGGACACCAGCAAGCUAUUCAAUGAGGAGCGGCUUAUCGACAAAACCAAGGUGACAUAUCUGAAGUGGCUGCCCGAGUCAGAGAGCCUGUUCCUGGCCUCCCACGCCAGUGGCCACCUGUACCUGUACAACGUCAGCCACCCGUGUGCCUCGGCGCCACCCCAGUACAGCCUCCUGAAGCAGGGCGAGGGCUUCGCCGUCUAUGCCGCCAAGAGCAAGGCGCCCCGCAACCCACUGGCCAAGUGGGCAGUGGGCGAAGGGCCCCUCAACGAGUUCGCCUUCUCGCCCGACGGCCGGCACCUGGCCUGCGUCAGCCAGGACGGCUGCCUGCGCAUCUUCCACUUCGACUCCAUGCUCCUGCGGGGGCUCAUGAAGAGCUACUUUGGGGGCCUGCUCUGUGUGUGCUGGAGCCCCGAUGGCCGCUAUGUCGUGACCGGUGGGGAGGAUGACCUGGUCACCGUGUGGUCCUUCACCGAGGGCCGCGUGGUGGCCCGAGGCCACGGCCACAAGUCCUGGGUCAAUGCUGUGGCCUUCGACCCCUACACCACGAGGGCGGAGGAAGCGGCAGCAACCAGUGGCGACGGGGAGCGGAGCGGCGAGGAGGAGGAGGAGCCAGAGGCCGCAGGCACAGGCUCGGGCGGGGGAGCCCCUCUCUCCCCACUGCCCAAGGCCAGUUCCAUCACCUACCGGUUCGGCUCGGCCGGCCAGGACACGCAGUUCUGCCUGUGGGACCUCACAGAAGACGUGCUUUACCCCCACCCUCCCCUGGCCCGCACCCGCACCCUCCCUGGCACGCCUGGCACCACACCACCGGCCAGCAGCAGCUCGGACUGCAUCAUCACCGCCUGCCAGGAGGGCCUCAUCUGUACUUGGGCCCGGCCGGGCAAGGCGUUCACAGACGAGGAGACCGAGGCCCAGACAGGGGAAGGAAGUUGGCCCAGGUCACCCAGCAAGUCAGUGGUAGAGGGCAUCUCCUCCCAACCAGGCAACUCCCCGAGCGGCACAGUGGUGUGAAGCCAUGGAUGUCAGGAUCCCUCACCCCAUGCCCCCAGCCUCCUAGCCACAGCCCUCCCCGCUGACCUCAUGGAUCAACGUAUUAACAAGACUAACCGUGAUAGAUGGACUGCUCUGGUCCCCCACCCUGCACAAAUUUGGGGGUCAGAGGAUCCCUCAGACUGGCCCAGACACAGGGGAGAUGUAGGGGCCCCUUGUGGCCUCAGCCUUGUCCCCACCCACUGCCAAGUACAAUGACCCCUUCCUCUGAAACAUCAGUGUUCACCUUAUCCCUGUCCCGAGCAUGUGACUGGUCACUCCUGGGGGGGAGAAACUCCCCACCCACCAGAGCCCCAGCUCUGCAGUGUGCCCCUCGGUCCCGUGGGCGGAGCAGGAGGUGGCCCACCCCUCCCCUGGACCCCAC
Messenger RNA from Vicugna pacos (alpaca), 1795 nucleotides. The record is from RefSeq and is a predicted model, not a curated record. NCBI's taxonomy places the organism in Eukaryota, Metazoa, Chordata, Mammalia, Artiodactyla, Camelidae.